Molecule: messenger RNA, 1044 nt
Organism: Eucalyptus grandis
Lineage: Eukaryota; Viridiplantae; Streptophyta; Magnoliopsida; Myrtales; Myrtaceae
Product: leucine-rich repeat protein 2
Exons: 7
Coding region: 158-796 (212 amino acids)
Molecular function (GO): protein binding
Source: RefSeq, a predicted model, not a curated record
CCGAAUUGGACGCACUCUCUCUCUCCUCCAUCCUCACACGCGGCAGGAGCGUCCUUUGCGCUAUCUCUCUUUUCUCUCACACGCAAAAAGCACCCGUUCUUGUUCUCUGCUUUUGCUGCAAGUCUUUCGGUAUUCUCUUUCUUCCAGUCUCUGCAAGAUGGAUCUGCUCUCUCUCUCCUGUUGUCUCCUUGCCAUCUUCUUGUCUCUGAGCCCAGCACUCUCCACCAACUCGGAAGGAAAUGCUUUGCAUGCCUUGAGAACCGGGCUCUCAGAUCCGAACAACGUGCUUCAGAGCUGGGACCCGACUCUGGUCAAUCCCUGCACUUGGUUCCAUAUCACUUGCGACUCCAACAAUCAUGUGAUUAGAUUGGAUUUGGGUAAUUCUAAUGUCUCUGGGACUUUAGGGCCAGAGCUUGGCCAGCUGAAGCAUCUCAAAUACUUGGAACUUUACAUGAAUAGCCUGUCGGGGGAAAUUCCGAAGGAGUUGGGUAAUUUGAAGAAACUGGUUAGCUUGGAUAUGUAUGGCAACAAAUUGGAAGGACAAAUACCAAAGGCCUUUGCUAAGCUGAAGUCACUUAGAUUUCUCCGUCUCAACAACAAUAAGCUCACGGGAACGAUCCCGAGGGAACUCACCGCCCUCUCUGACCUCAAAGUAUUUGACGUUUCUAACAAUGAUCUCUGUGGAACGAUUCCCGUGGAUGGUCCAUUCGCCAAUUUCCAAAUGGAAAGCUUUGAGAACAACCGGCUCAAUGGACCGGAGCUGCAAGGACUAGUGCCAUACGACUUUGGAUGCUGAUGAAAGCUGGCUUGCCUUGAUAUCAUGUCUAGGACCCUAAAUUUAAGUUGCUGGUAAUUAAAAAUUCGUCAAGCUCAGGCGAUCUCGGAGACAUAUAGAGCAACAAUAGUCGUGUUAAUAGUCAGAAGUCGGAAUGUACUUGCAAGUUAGCUGAAUAAAAGUACCGGCACUUGAUAAUGUAUUACAACAUUCGGACCGCGUGAAUGCCAACACUUAGUAUGAUGCAGUAUAUUGGUUAAUUACAACAA